Molecule: messenger RNA, 396 nt
Organism: Aspergillus lentulus
Lineage: Eukaryota; Fungi; Ascomycota; Eurotiomycetes; Eurotiales; Aspergillaceae
Gene: pfy1
Product: profilin
Cellular component (GO): cell cortex
Molecular function (GO): actin monomer binding
Source: RefSeq, a predicted model, not a curated record
AUGGGUCAGCACUCGGCAGUUUGGCAAGGAUAUGUUGACUCCAGUCUGAUGGGCUCCGGCCAGUUUGACAAGGCCGCUAUCCUGAGCUAUGACUUCUCCGACGUCGAGGCCCAGUCCCCUGGUUUCCAGAUCUCGAAGGAGGAAAUCGCCGGUCUGAAGGCUGCUUUCGACAAGCCCGGCAGUGCUUUCGAAACCGGUUUUGUGGUCGGAGGAGACAAGUUCGUCGCCAUCAAGGCUGAUGACCGCAGUCUUUACGGCAAGAAGGGCAAGGAAGGCAUCGUCGUCGUCAAGGCCGUCUCUUGCGUCAUGGUCGCCCACCACGGCGAGGCCGUCCAGACCACCAACGCCGCAACCGUUGUCGAGAACCUCGUCGACUACAUCAACAAUCCCCGGUAG